UAAGUCGACAAAACAUUAUGUCGUUAUUUUCAUAUUAAUAUAGAUUUGAAAUAAAUAUAUAACAUUAAUUAUUGUUGUUCUCUUCAAGAUAUUUGAAGGUUAGCUAACUGUGUAAAGUGACGCUAAAACAAUUUGGGCUGCGCGAGACAAAUCUAAACAAACUACUGACAGAAAUUCCGUCCUUAAUAAUUCGCACACUGAAUAAACCUGACUACGUUUUGGCAAGCCACUCUGCAUCCUCAAAUUAGCCUUGCCAGAAACCCUUUACCUAGAUUUCCUGCCUAUCUGCACACUGUGUCCAAGCUCAGUCAGGCUCUGAAACACCGUCGCCUUUCUUGUGUAAAGUGUUUCUCACGCUUCUGGGGCCCUCGGGUGCAGAACGCGAGUGCUGAAGCUGGGCAGAGUCAAUUAUCAGGGGAAUGAAGUUUGAGACCUCCAUUCGGUGGCUCGGGGCGUGUUUUCUUUUUUUUUUUUUUCGGUGGGUGUUCCCAAAGCAGGACGUGGGCGUGAAUGCGAGACUGAGGCUCCAGCGGUUCGUGGGAAAGACGCUCAGAGUGUUUGGUGAUUGUACCUGUGCGCACGGCAUCAUGAAGCGGCCUUGUGAGGACAGCACGUCCGACAGCGACAUGGAUGAAACUAUUGAUGUGGGCAGCGAGAAUAACUACUCGGGUCAAAGCAACGGUUCAUUUAUAAGAUGUGGCUCACCUACCACAACAUCCCAAGUCAUGGCCAGGAAGAAGCGGAGAGGGAUAAUUGAGAAAAGACGGAGGGACCGAAUAAAUAAUAGUUUAUCAGAGUUACGUCGUCUGGUGCCAACAGCAUUUGAGAAACAGGGAUCUGCCAAGUUAGAGAAAGCGGAAAUAUUGCAGAUGACAGUGGAUCACUUGAAGAUGCUUCAGGCCACAGGAGGAAAAGGAUAUUUUGAUGCUCAUUCUCUGGCCAUGGACUUCAUGAGCAUCGGCUUUCGUGAGUGUCUAACUGAAGUGGCGAGGUAUUUGAGCUCUGUGGAAGGUCUGGACUCCAGUGACCCCCUCCGCGUCCGCUUGGUUUCUCACCUCAGCAGCUGCGCCUCGCAGAGGGAAGCGGCCGCCAUGACCACAUCCAUAGCCCAUCACCAGCAGGCCCUCCACCCGCAUCACUGGGCCGCCGCUUUGCAUCCCAUCCCCACUGCAUUUCUGCAGCAGAGCGGACUUCCUUCCUCAGAAAGUUCCUCUAGCAGGCUGUCUGAGGUUCCUCAGAGGGGUGCAGCCCUGCUGACCUCCUCCUUCACCCACAGUGACUCCGCACUCAGAGCGCCCUCUACAGGCAGUGUCGCUCCUUGUGUACCGCCGCUAUCCACCUCACUGCUUUCAAUAUCGGCAACCGUUCACGCAGCGGCCGCCGCAGCUGCGGCGCAAACCUUCCCUCUAUCUUUUCCUGGAGGAUUCCCGCUCUUCAGCCCCAGUGUAACAGCAUCUUCAGUGGCUUCUUCCACCGUGAGCUCUUCCGUUUCCACAUCCACCACAUCCCAACAGAGCAGCGGGAACAGCGGAAGCAGCAGUAAACCCUAUCGACCAUGGGGGACUGAAGUGGGAGCGUUUUAAGUGUUGGAUUUGCUCUUGUUGCAUCUGGACGUCUUCCACACUUUGUACAUAAAGGAAAGAAAAUAGCUAUUGUGCCUGCUUUGGUCAGCACCAUGGGCUUUUUUUCUCUACACUUCUCGUGCACAUAUGCAACAUCAAAUAAGCCAACUUUCUGGGAGGGAAAGAAAGACUUUUGCACAUCACAAUGCGUGGACACCCAUAAGGAUGAAGAGUGAUUGUCAUUUUUAAAGAAAAUUACUUUUUUUUAACUUUGUGGGCUGCGCUGUGGGACAGUGCCUGCAUAAACACUGCUAAAAUGCUGCAUUUGAUAUCUGUGCUUUGAUAUUUCACAAUAGAAAAGCAUAUUGUCUGAUUUUCACAAACACACACACAGUAGCUUUAGAGUUUAAAAAAACAGCUUGUUCAAAAACAAACCAAAGGUUUUGCAGAUAAUCACUAAAGUGAGGUGUGAAUCAGUUUUGUAAUCUAUGAUUUAACAAUCCAGUUUGUAAAUCUGUAUAUGUGUAAGAUUGUAACUAGAGUUUAUAUUGAAAUUAGACAUAUGAGUUAAUUGGUAUGAUGCACUUCAAUCACUACUGUUUUUUGGGGGGGGCGGGGCGGGAUCUUCUCCACUUUACAAAAUAGGCCUACUGAAAGUUUUUUAAAAUAACAUUCACUAAUGCUCAUAUGUGAGAUUUUCUACUACUGUAACUUUGUUACCUUUUUAAUAACCCUACCACGCUCUGUAAGAUGUAACCUUUUUCUAUGCAAAAAAGAAAAAAAACAGAUGUCCAUGAAGAAACUGAGUGUUUUUUUUUUUUGUUCCGACACAUAUGCCUUAAAACCAUCAUUCCAUUUGCCUUCACCACAACAGAUCGUGGAAUGUUAUGAGAGAAAGUAAUUGUUUUCCCAUAGCAUAAUUUGAGUUCUUGAAAUUGUAUGGUGGAAAAAAAUAUUUGCGUUCUUUUAUGUGUUUUUCUAAUAAUGCAAAAGAAGCCAAUGUAGUCAAACAAACAACUGCAAUUACAAGUGCCACUUCAACAGUUAUAAAUCUGUCGACAAACUUUAAAGUAAGCUACAAACACAUUUAUUGAAUAAAACGCAUACAUCAAUAGUCAAAGUUGUUAAAUAGUCACCAGCAAUUUUAAAUAUGUUCCCUUUUGUUUAUGAAAUGUCUCAAUGCCAUGUAUGUUGACACUGCAACAAUAUCUUAAAAACAUUUAAGCAGU
Molecule: messenger RNA, 2791 nt
Organism: Ctenopharyngodon idella (grass carp)
Lineage: Eukaryota; Metazoa; Chordata; Actinopteri; Cypriniformes; Xenocyprididae
Gene: hey2
Product: hes-related family bHLH transcription factor with YRPW motif 2
Exons: 5
Coding region: 420-1583 (387 amino acids)
Biological process (GO): circulatory system development; regulation of neurogenesis; regulation of transcription by RNA polymerase II
Cellular component (GO): nucleus
Molecular function (GO): RNA polymerase II cis-regulatory region sequence-specific DNA binding; protein dimerization activity; DNA-binding transcription factor activity, RNA polymerase II-specific
Source: RefSeq, a predicted model, not a curated record